Messenger RNA from Echinococcus granulosus, 450 nucleotides. RefSeq names its product cement precursor protein 3B variant. Lineage: Eukaryota; Metazoa; Platyhelminthes; Cestoda; Cyclophyllidea; Taeniidae. The record is from RefSeq and is a predicted model, not a curated record. The coding region runs from base 1 to 450 and encodes 149 amino acids. The transcript has 2 exons.
AUGAAAUGUCCAUAUAGCAAACCUACAGAGUGCACCAACGCCUUCUGUCUUAGCAAGCAAAACAUUGUCAAUCUGAGUAAACGCCGAGGAACCUUCCCCUUUCACAAGCACAACAAGUAUUCUAAACUCGCAGAACAUUUUGAGUAUAACCAUAUACCGGCACAUCUAUCCUCGGUGCAAAACCUUCACUUCAAAUCCAUUUUGUGCACUCGCAACGGUUUGGCAAUCGUCCACUUGGCAAGGAAUCUCAUAACCCAGUUCGGCAUCGUGGAUCUUCACAUCCACAAGUUUUUGGGCACCUUCGGUCGGCAGUCUGUAAAGUAUUCACCCGACUCCGUUGCCGCACGAAUUUCUCCCGACUCGUCCCUCUGUCUCAUUCGUUUGCCGUGGUCACGAAUCAGCCGUGUUACUACUUUGCAGAUGGUGCGCUUCUUUAAUGAUCUCAAGUGA